GCACAGGUUCAGGAACGUUUCACACCAGCCACUCACCCUUUCAGUCAGUGCUGCCAAGGUUUCUGGACUGAAAUAUCUGUACAGCUGGUUGGAGACAAUCACCUUUCUGAGCCCAAGGGAUGGUGGUGCAAUACGAAUGAGGUGUUGCUUCAUGAGGAUGCUGGCCUUCUCAGCAAGCAAUACUCCAUGCUGGAGCACUACAGAGCUGCUGGUCACUGAUGCAUCUGAUGGCGGGCCCCAAUCCAGAAUGCCUGCAGCUUAGGGGAGACUUCCCUUUGUGUUUAGCAGAUUCUGGCUCGGAGGUGUGCUGCUGGAAAGAGAACACUGGACAGGCUGUGCUUUGGCUGCCAAGGUGGCUAACCCUGGUUUGCCUCUCUCCCUUGCUGCCCGUGCUGACAGGGCCUGAGCAGCCCUGUGGGGAACCUGCAGGAUACAGGACUGAUGCGAAAGGAGAUGCACCAGGGGACCAAUGGAAGGUGUGGAGGGAUCUGAGCAAAGGAUUUCAUCCUGCAGUAGGGCUGAGAUCAGCUUUUGAUGAGUGGAUGGGUGGAUGCAAUACAGCAAAGCCCUUUUCUCUGCAAUGCAUCUGAGUUAGCUGAAUGAGAAGGAGCAGCUUUUUAAAGGAUAUUUCUCUGCAGCAAGGCUGAGCACAGUUUUAUGGCUGGAUGCAGAGAUGGGGCAGCACUGGCUCUGGUUACACUGAGAACAAGGGAGGGAAGCAGGCUUGCAAGGAGAUGUGAUUCUUAGCAGUGUCAGGUGUAUGAAAUGCCCAUUUAUUAGGAAAGAAGCAGCAGUUUUAUGCUUUUGAUGUCAGCUACUGAUUUACAGUGAUUUAUAUCAACAGCUACAACCUGUAUCUACAUAAGAUUUCUCACAUGACUGUCAGGACUCUGUAGAGGAGAGAAAAAAUGGUCUUAGGCUAAAAUUCUAAAGCCAGAGAGCCAGGUUCUUUUCAGGACUCUGCCAAAGCCUCCUGUAUCAAUUUAGAAAGGUUGCUUUCAGCUUAGCCCUUCAUGCCUGAGUUUCUCCAUCUCUGAAAUAGGGACAAUAACACUUUUCAUCUUCACACAGAGGGGUGGGUGAUAGAAACUUCAUGAGAUGUGAUUUUAAAAAACCCAAACCUUUAAGAUCUUGCAAUAAGAAAUGCACAGCUCCUAGCAAUAACAUCCCUUGGGUGAAAGAGCACACCAAAAUCUUUAGUAAUCGUGCCUUGCUCUGGGCCUGUCUCCAAUGAAGAGACACACUGUCUCAGUCUGGAUUAGAUAGAUAUGCCCAGGCCAGGAUGCAUUCCUCCAAUCAUUGCUAUUUGCAUGACCUGAUACUUAAAGAAGUCCAAACAGACAGGAUGGAGGCACAGCACCAACCACAGGGGUAGGGCUGCCAGGGCCCAUGUAUAGCUCUGAUCUCUACUAGAAACUAGUGCGCACCCCUAACAGCCCCCUUGUGCCUGCAGAGUGUGUAUUCUCCUCUUUCUAUCAGAGCCCAGCACCUAAGGGGCACCACUGCUCCCUGUGGGAACUCUGACUGACAAACCCGACCCCUUUGCAAGGUGCCAAAGUAUUGGAAAGGGGCUGUGUGUGUCACACAGAGUGAAGGUUGCUGUUUUCCCAGCCAGGUGGGAUGUGGGAGGGGAAGGCUCUGUCUAUAGGUCACCCCUGUGUCCUCCUGCUGGGAUGUUUAAUUUUAUUUAUUUUUUUAAUGUGGUUGUGUUUUUUUAGGCCUCACUGAAUAAAUUAACCAGUUUGGAACACUAAACAAGAUUUACUAAAACAGAGCCAAGAGAAGACAUUUUUUGCUCACAAUAGCCACAGUUGGACUUGCCCAGUAUAAGCAGAGAAAAUGAAUGAUUUUCCUUUACUGUGCCAGGUCCAGAGAGGAAUCUGUCUUCUCAUUUCAGGAUGACAGUGAAAAAAUGUGGUCAGUAAGAACAGAUUUGUCGAGCUCAGCAGAUCUUCCUUUAUCUUAAUGUCCAGAUUCUGCCAGCCCAGAAAUUACUUGUCUGAACCAGGCCUUUUAAUUACUCCCUUUGUGCAGUUCUGGGAGAAGCAUCCCAAGUUUAAGCUACUUGAGGGCAUUCCAGCAUGCUGCAGCUCUUACCCAUGGUUGAUAGGGUCUCCAGCCAAGAGAGGAGAGGCUGCUGGCUGCAAUGAACAAGCAGAUACAUGUGUUUUGUCCCACGGUGGUCUGUGGUGAAGAUACAAGUGUUAUGUGAUACAAGAGUGUUAUGUGAGGCUGUGUUAUGAUGGAAUUAGAUAAUGGUGUUCUACAUAGCAAUUCUCUCCCAGCAAAGAGCUGUGUGGCUCAGAGCACCAUGCUGGCUCUGCAUCAUCAGAGGUGCUAAACAGAUGAAAGGCCUUUAGUCCACAUGUCUUGAAGUUGGCCACAAGUAGAAAAUAUUGAUUUGUGGUGAAAAAUUUAAUUUCUAAAUUAAUUGAAGAAAGAGAUCAUUCUGCCUCAAGCUGUUCCAUUUGCAUAAGAAUGAGAUCACCUUAGACAAGAACAAAGAGACCCUUAUACAUAGUGAAUCGUGCAAAAAACCCCCACAAAUUAGCUGGAGGUGGGAGAGCUGAACAGCCACUGACAGGACAAAAUUAGCUAGUCUGCAUCGUAACUGUUAUAGAAACAACACGGAGGAAAGAAAACAGACCUUUGAAGAAAACAUGGGGUUUUUUUGCUCUGGAAAAUAGACUCAUGAAGUACAUUUUGGCAUACUUCACUUGAUUGAUAAAUGACCUAACAAAACAUGCAGCACUAUCUGCCUGUCCCAUUCUUGGUGUGGCACUCGCAGCAAUUUGCAGAACACUUUAACAUCCCCCAGCAAAGGUGUUCCAGUUUCCACUUUUAACCAUAGGUCUAUAUAUUGAAAUGUUUAUGUCCAUGCAAGAGGCAGGUUUUAAAGUAUCUCUGGCACAUUGCCUGCAUAACUUAUCAGUUAUAGGCAUCUGAUUUGGCAAAUUUUACUGUGGGCUGCUGUACAUUCAACCUUCUAGGCUAUAGCUUUGCCUUUGCAAUUCCCAGCAACAGACACAGGUAGAGGCAGUUCUGACCUCCAGGGAGCAUCAACACAACCUGCAAACAUUCCUGGGUGCACAUGGACACUUAGCAGCUGGGCUGGGGUGGACAAGGAUCCCCUGCCUCCUAGUAAAUCCACAACUGGGAUAACUCAGGAGCAAGCUUUUCUCACUGAGCCCAUAUGCUGCAGCCUCUUUCCCCAACACUUGCUUUGAACAAGCGCUUGAACACAUGCUCAGCAUGACUAGUGGAUAUGCUUGUCUCUUGUAAGGUCUCUCAGGAGCUCUGUGGCAGACCUCAGAGCUGGACCCAGGUGUCUGGGAACGGACCCAAAUUCAGGGCUCUGCAUCACUGGAGCAGACCAAGGUGACAGCUAGUAGCAGAGAUUAGCUAUGCUGCAGGCAGCUCUUCUUCAUGUUUCUUUUCUUCAUACACACACACACACAUGCACACACACAUACACACACACAGCCUCUCACCUCACAUGUAAACUCUGAUAAAAAACUAUUCCUGGCUGCCAAACAAGCAAAUUGCAUGGGGAUGGGGGAAAGGAAAGAAAAAGCAAUGAAACAUCAAACCCUUAUAUUUUUUCAUGGCAAAUGUUUGCUCAGCUCUUCUUCUGACUAUGACUAAGAAUACUUCAUACUCAAAUAAUCCGUCACACUUAAUGCUGUUAACUUUUCAAUACCCACUGUACAACCCACAGAGUAUACAAAACCCUUCUGGGAUUCUUUAUCAUCACAGCAACAACUACAGAAGACAUUUGUCCUGCUGGUGAAAGGCACUAAAAUCACAUGAUCACCUAAAGUCCUUCCAGCCCUUUUCCGGCCAUGAAAGAUAUAACUGAUUCACAGUUUACUCCUGUGGUUACCAGCUGUGAACUUGGAAGGUCUUUACCAUCCUGGCACAGGCACCUGUCCUAAGGAGUGGAGGAAUAAAACCAUCUUUCCUGAAGUCAGUGGUCUCACCUCUGCACUGCCAUGGCUGCCAGCACAGCUCCAGCUAUUGGAUAGGGUCCAGGGAUGGAAAGAAGCUGUGGUGAUCUCAUUCCUGCUCUCAGCUUCUACUGUGUGCAGGGAUCUUCCAGGCAUAGUGAUGGAAGGUGUGUGGGCUGUGACUAUGCCUCAUCCAGAGAUACCAUAGAGAUCUAACUGAAACAUUAAGAGUUGAAUGGGAUUGGCAUGAACAGCACCAGAGGACAUUGCAGGAGAACAGGAAUGACAGCUGUUGAUCACACCUAAGCUAGAAGACCAUCAAGAUCACACCACAUCUUGCAGAUUCUCAAAACACCCAGACUGGGAAUGACGCAGAAGACAGACUGAAGCCAUUAAGAGUGAUUUCAAGUGUUCCCAUACUCAGCUAAUUCUAAGAGACAGACCCACGCCCCAUUUCAGAGUCAAGAUGUUCAGAAUACUUUGAAAUGGUUGAAGCUGACCAGGUCCACUGCCCUGGCUUUCAAGGAAUGGUUCUUCCAUGCUGGAUGGAGCUGCUGAAGGGACUGCCAUUGCACCGUACUUUCCUGGCUGUCAUCCUGAACCUGCUGGCUCUCACCCUCUCCACCACAGCCUUGCUGGGCAGCUACUGGUGCACCGGGACCCAGAAAGUACCCAAGCCUUUGUGUGGGAAGAGCAAAGCCUCCCAGUGCGUGGGUGUCCCCAUGCCAUCUGAUGCAGAUGCCAGCAAUGCUUCGUCUGAGGACACAGUGCACUACAGCUGGGAGACUGGUGAUGACCGCUUUGCCUUCAGAUACUUCCACACAGGGAUGUGGCUUUCCUGUGAAGAGAGCAUGGAAGGGCCAGAAGAGAAAUGCCGUAGCUUUAUUGAGCUUUCACCACCAGCAGAGAGAGGAAUCCUGUGGCUGUCACUGGGAUCAGAGAUGCUGUACAUCAGCUUGCUGCUUAUCAGCUUCAUCCUCCUGAUGGUGGAAAUUCUGCAUACUGGCAAUCCUGUCUGUGGGAUGAAGCUCAAUGCCUUUGCUGCUGUCUCCUCGGUGCUGUCAGGUCUCCUUGGGAUGGUGGCACACAUGAUGUACACUCAAGUCUUCCAGGCAACAGUUAAUCUGGGACCAGAGGACUGGAGACCACACACAUGGGACUAUGGCUGGGCAUUCUACAUGGCCUGGGCCUCCUUUACCUGCUGCAUGGCCUCUGCUGUCACCACUCUCAAUACCUACACCAAGACGAUAUUGGAGUUCAAAAGGAACCACAUCAAGGGAUACGAUGGGAGCUUCAAGGAUCACCCUCAGCACCACCAGUGCUUCAUACAGCAAAUAAGCAGCUACUAUGAGCCCAAAGGCAAGGCCUUCCAUUCAGUCUCUGAGGGAGUCGACUUCUACACGGAUCUGCAGCAGAAAAUACUACAGCGGGAACCAGAGCUGGACCUGGAUGAAGUCUUGGGCCAGACAAUUGGGGAGGAUCGCUGUUAGGGAUGAGUGUACAGUGGGGUUUGGAAGGAACAAGAGCUCUGAACCAAGCACUGGAACCACUGUUAGCAGGUUUUAGGGAGCUCUUCCAGUCUCUAAAGGGAGUAAGGAGGCAGGCACUGGGUCAGGGCAACUAGAGUAGAAGUUUGGGGGUCCUCCCUGGUCAUAUACAGUCUGAUGGGUGCCCUCAUCUGACAAGGGUGAAACUGGAGGGACAUGCUGGUGCGAGCUGUCUCCAAGCACUUUGAGAGUUGAGUCAGAUGUCCUAAUCCCCAGUAUUGCACUGGGGAACAGAUAGUCAGCACUAUCCAGAUGGCAAACUGCACUGCUGCGUGGUGUCACAUUGACCUUCUGUCAACACCUCCAGUUCAGUGCUGUGGUGAAGGCCAUCAGUGUUCAUAUUGAUCAUCUGCCACCCUCUCUGAACACCCUGUUUAUUCUUAAUUUCCAGGCCCAGACUCUUCUCCCUGCUCCCAGAUGAAAAGUCCUGCUGCAAAGCAGAAUAGGGGUAGCUUUCAGACAUCUCUCUCCUCCUCUUUCCUAUCUGUAAUGACUCCCACAUGUUCCUUUCAUGCUUUUUGCCCAAAAUCUCCCAUUCUGAGGUACUUUGCUGUCUGUGUCUUUUUAUUGUUCUUCACAACUAUUAA
Molecule: messenger RNA, 6081 nt
Organism: Passer domesticus (house sparrow)
Lineage: Eukaryota; Metazoa; Chordata; Aves; Passeriformes; Passeridae
Gene: GSG1
Product: germ cell associated 1
Exons: 12
Coding region: 4433-5437 (334 amino acids)
Cellular component (GO): plasma membrane
Source: RefSeq, a predicted model, not a curated record